Molecule: messenger RNA, 2838 nt
Organism: Anolis sagrei ordinatus
Lineage: Eukaryota; Metazoa; Chordata; Lepidosauria; Squamata; Anolidae
Source: RefSeq, a predicted model, not a curated record
CCGCAUUCCUUCAAGAAGCAGGAAAAUCACCUUCAAAUGGUUGCCGGUGGUGGGCCGCCCUGAGCCUCAUCCCUCCUCCUGGGGGCAGCCGAGGAAGAGGCAGCCACUGAAGCCUCCCAGGCAUGUCACUUAGAAGACAGGAAUGCAGCUCUGCUGAGGAACACAGAAGCCUGGAAUGGAAGCCACGUGGAGGGAAAUGAGCAUUCUAGGAAGCCACGUCUGCCAUGAUGAGAAACAAACCAGCAUCUAAUGGAUAUUGAUGGAUUGGGAAACCAAAAGUGCAGUAAGAAAACCAAUUACAUAGGAAGAAGAAAUCCUCUGAAGGUGCUGAUCUUGUGGAACUCUUUGCCUCCUUCACAGAUCAAAGAAGGAAAAAGAAGAGUCAAGUGUCUCUAUUUCAGUAAAUAAUGAAUAUCACUCUCAACCUUGGGAAGAAACUCCAUAAAUGUACAGAAUGUGGGAAGGGCUUUAGUUGUCUGGGCACUCUGCAGUUACAUGAAAGAACUCACACUGGGGAGAAACCCUACACCUGCUUGGAGUGUGGACAGAGCUUUGCUCAGAUUGGACACCUGCAGUCACAUCAAAGGAUCCACACUGGGGAGAAACCCUACACUUGCUUGGAGUGUGGACAGAGCUUCGCUCAGAGUGGACAACUGCAUGCCCAUGAAAGGACUCACACUGGAGAGAAACCCUAUACAUGCCUGGAGUGUGGAAAGAGCUUUGCGCUGAGUGGAAAUCUGCAUUCCCAUCAAAGGACUCACACUGGGGAGAAACCCUAUACAUGCUUGGAAUGUGGAAAGAGCUUUGCGCUGAGUGGAAAUCUGCAUUCCCAUGAAAGGACUCACACUGGGGAGAAACCCUAUACAUGCCUGGAGUGUGGAAAGAGCUUCACUCACAGCGGAGGUUUACGUUUACAUCAAAGGACUCACACUGCGGAGAAACCCUAUACAUGCUUGGAGUGUGGACAGACCUUUGCGCAGAGUGGACAUCUGCAGUCACAUCACAGAACUCACACUGGGGAGAAACCCUAUAAAUGUGCCGAAUGUGGAAAGCGCUUUAGUCGACAUGGCUUUUUGCAGAACCACGAAAGAACUCACACUGGGGAGAAACCCUAUACAUGCUCGGAGUGUGGCAAGAGCUUCAAUUCGAAUGGGAACCUAUAUUCACACCAAAGAACUCACGCUGGGGUGAAACCCUAUAUAUGCUUGGAAUGCGGAAUGGGCUUCACUCUGAACGGGAGCCUACAGAGACACCAAAAAGCUCACACUGGGGAGAAGCCCUAUGCAUGCCUGGAGUGUGGAAAGAACUUUGCCCAUAGUGAGAUCCUACAGAGACACCAAAGAACACACACUGGGGAGAAACUGUAUACAUGCCCCGAGUGUGGAAAGAGCUUCACUGACAAUGGAAAUCUAAAUAGACAUCAAAGCACUCAUACUGGAGAGAAACCCUACAAAUGCCUGGAGUGUGGACAGAGCUUCAGUCAGAGUGGAAAUCUACGUUCACAUCAAAGAAAUCACACUGGAGAGAAACCCUAUACAUGCCCCGAGUGUGGAAAGAGCUUCACUGACAGUGGAAAUCUAAAUAGACACCAAAGCAGUCACGCUGUAGAGAAACCCUACAAAUGCUUGGAGUGUGGACAGAGCUUCGCUCGGAGUGGACAACUGCAUUCCCAUCAAAGGACUCACACUGGAGAGAAACCCUAUACGUGCCUGGAGUGUGGAAAGAGCUUCAAUGACAGUGGAAAUCUAAAUAGACAUCAAAGAAGCCACACUGGGGAGAAACCCUACACAUGCCUGGAGUGUGGAAAGAACUUUUCUCAGAGUGGACAACUGCAUUCCCAUGAAAGGACUCACACUGGAGAGAAACCCUAUACAUGCCUGGAGUGUGGAAAGAGCUUCUCUCAGAGAGGAAAUCUACAUUCACAUCAAAGAACUCACAUUCGGAAUAAUCCAUAUCCAGGCAUUCCUUGGUUGCAAACAGGAGAGGUUCUGUAGGCUUGUUCUUAAGUUACGAUGUUUUUAUAUAAGUCAGAAUACAUACCUUUAAAAAGUUUAAUUUCAGACAUUGUAAAGUGUUGAUGGCAUAGGAAAGGGUUCACACUCCUUGAACAUUUGUUUUGCAGAACCUAUACACCUGUUCAGAAGAUUUCUAUUCCCUUUCUGUUCCUGUGAAAAUUGGAUUUUGAAAAUUUUGUUUGGUUGUCAUGGAAACAAGGCUUGGUGAUAAAUUUAUUUAUUUAUUAUUUAUUUAGUUUUUAUAACACGGUCUUCUCAACCUCUGAAGUGGGACUCAGGCUGGCUAACAACAGGAAAUUCAAACACAAAUAAGCUAAAACAUAAUAACAUCAUAAUACAUUAAUACAUUAAAAUACAUUACAAUACAGAUUAAAUAAUUACAUAAAGCCAAAUCGUCAAGGUAAAUCACAAAUUCAUCACCAUCCGCCAGUGUGGUCAGCAGUUACUGACUCGAUCAUCAUUCUGAGAAUGCUGUGUUCCAGAGCCAAGAUUUUACCAGCUUUCUGAAAGUCAGGAGUGAAGGGGCAGAUCUAAUCUCCAUCGGGAGAGAGUUCCAGAGCCGAGGGGCCACCACCGAGAAAGCCCUGUCCCUCGUCCCCACCAGACGUAAUUGCGAAGGUGGUGGGACCGAGAGCAGGGCCCCUCCAGAAGAUCUUAACAACCUUAAUAUUGUAAUUAGCUUAAUGUUAUGUUAAUACUUCCAUUAUGGAUGUGUGUUGCACACCAAGGCUGGCGUUGGCACCUUUGAACCCGUAAACACACCAAUGUUCUUUAUAGCAAAGCAAUUUAUUGAGGAUUAAUAUAGCAAUAGCCAAAAAGGUAA